Messenger RNA from Anguilla anguilla (European eel), 1783 nucleotides. RefSeq names its product trace amine-associated receptor 1-like. Gene Ontology annotation, biological process: adenylate cyclase-activating adrenergic receptor signaling pathway. The record is from RefSeq and is a predicted model, not a curated record. The transcript has a single exon. Lineage: Eukaryota; Metazoa; Chordata; Actinopteri; Anguilliformes; Anguillidae. Gene Ontology annotation, molecular function: G protein-coupled receptor activity. Gene Ontology annotation, cellular component: membrane. Bases 151 to 1263 code for a protein of 370 amino acids.
CACAGAGAGGUCCUACGCAUGACGGACGGACACACCUUCACUCAUCGGCGCUAUCGACAAAAAAAAUAAAAAUUUGUUACAACCUUUGGAGUCCCUGACACUGGUGUGCUAUCACUGGAUUAGUAGGUUGUGAGGACAUGUGUGUUAAGGAUGCCGUGUGUUUCAGCCUCCAUUUUCCCUGCCGCGGAACGAAGCCACAACCAUACAGAAACCGGCUUCAGCAACUGCAGCGCGGGGAACCAUGACAGCACGGAGUCUAUGAAGGUUCUUCUCCUCUUCCUCUUGCUGCCCAUCAUCGUCUUCGCCAUACUGGGCAACCUCUUCAUCGUGGUGUCCGUGGCCUACUUCCGCCAGCUGCAAACCUCCACCAACGCCUUCAUCGUUUCCCUGGCGACCGCCGACUUCCUGGUGGGGGCGCUGGUGAUGCCAGUCAGUCUGGUUCGCUCGGUGGACCGCUGGCGGUUUGGGCGGCUCUUCUGCACCGCCCACUUCCUCUUGGACGUCAUCCUCUGCACCGCCUCCAUCUUCAACCUGAGCUGCGUGGCGCUGGACCGCUACCUAGCCGUAUGUGACCCACUGCGCUACCCCGCUCGCAUGUCCGCUGCCCGGGUCACCAAACUGCUGCUCCUCUCCUGGCUCAUCCCUGUUUCGGGGUCCUGCCUGCUGGUGGUGGCGGACCUGCACACGCAGAGCGGGGAGGGGGUCCUGACGGGGCGGGGGGGCGAGGAGUGCUUCCCCGAAAUGAGGGCCCCUUACGGCGUCAUGGCCUCUGUUCUGAGCUUCUUCCUGCCCAUGGCAUUCGUGGUGGCGGCGUACGGGCGGAUCUUCCAGGAGGCUCAGAGGCAGGCCCGGCAGAUCCAGGCAGCGGAGGCCCAUGUCAGGCAGAGCCACCCGGCCCAGAGCCCCUCCGUCCCACAGGCCACACCGGGCAUCGCCGCCAGGAAGGCAGGGAAGGCCACACGGACGCUGGGGAUCCUCCUGGGCGGGUUCCUGCUGUGCUGGCUCCCCUUCUUCUCCGUCAACGCGGGGCACCCGCUCUGCGGGCGUCCGGUCGGCCGCCAGGUCCAGGAGUGCGUCCUGUGGCUUGGCUACGCUAACUCCGCCCUCAACCCCGUGCUCUACGCCUUCGUCAACCGGGCCUUCCGUCGCUCCUUCGUCAUCCUCCUGGCCUGCGGCAUUCUGGGACGGCGGCUCCAGGACGGCCCCCUCGACCCCGGGGCCAGCCGGAACACGGGCCCUGAGCUGGGGUCUGUCGCCAGAUGAGAGCCCCCAAAUUCACUCGCAGUGCACCCCUUACAUAUCUCUUUAUUCUCCUUGCUUAUUUUUCACUGCACGGUCCUUCCCUGACCAGGCAGUGUCAAGUAGUUCUUAUUUAUCCAUUGAUAUGCUGACUGAGAAAAACCCAAACAGCAACAUUCAGUGUUCGUACAAUAAUGUGUGAUACCAUAAAUAAAAAGACUUUGUAUUUUUUUGUUAAUAAAUAAAUGCAUAUAUAACCAGCCAGCAAGUAUGUUAAAUAUUAAAUCAAAACCUAAGAAAACAAAAUUUCUGUGUAAUCUGUCAUUUAUCCAAAACAUUUACAUCUUAAGGAUGUCAGCCAAGUUUGUGUAAACAUAUUUCAAAUUAAUUUCUGCUUGAUAAAUAACCAAUAUAUUUAAUAUUCAAUCAUUACAUUUUAUAGAAUAUUUACGUGGUGUUUUGAAGGAUUUAGCUGUAAAUGGCAAAUCCAAUAUUAUUAUCAUGUCUUUUUUGUACCUAUAAAAUUGUAAUUGUAACAGUUGUU